Molecule: messenger RNA, 1937 nt
Organism: Pyricularia grisea
Lineage: Eukaryota; Fungi; Ascomycota; Sordariomycetes; Magnaporthales; Pyriculariaceae
Exons: 4
Coding region: 288-1619 (443 amino acids)
Biological process (GO): protein O-linked glycosylation; cell wall mannoprotein biosynthetic process; protein N-linked glycosylation
Cellular component (GO): membrane; Golgi apparatus
Molecular function (GO): alpha-1,2-mannosyltransferase activity
Source: RefSeq, a predicted model, not a curated record
AAGCUCGCAAUGGGCGCAGAGUGAAGUUCAACAACAGCUACUUUCAAUUGACUACGUUCUUUUUCUUUUUUUUCUUUUUUUUUCUCCGUUUCUGCUCCCUGUUUUCACAGCGAAUAGUUGCGAUCGCCCCUUGCUACGCUUUCGGUUUCGAGGCGGCCCUAAACCACAUUUCUACCUCUGCUCGACAAUCUCGCCAGAGCCGAUCUACACCUAAAUAGACCGGCUCAAAGGUUCAUUGAUAUUCCGUUCAAUCUUGCAGUCUUGUGGUUUUUUUCUAGAGCUUCAACAUGGCGGCCGGUAGCGCUCGCUACGUGCGAUACCUCUUGAUCGCCUUUUUUGUUCUCGCUGUAUUCUAUUUCGUUUCACACUCUUCUUACGAUGUAAGGCCAGAUCAGUACCCAGGCGGAAGCGGCGAAAUCCAACAGAACCAGCCUGCUACACAACAACCUGCCAAGGUCGACACGUCCAAGGGCGAUGCUACGAAGGUGGACACACACAAGGCCGAUGAUGCUCCUAAGAAAGAUCAGACCUCCAACAAACCUGCCAUCGGCAAGGUUGACUCUGGCAAGGCAGCUGAGCACCCCAUGGCUAUGAAGCCUGGGCAGCCCGAAUGGGAGGAUCUCGUCAACGUGGCACCAGGCCCACGGGUGAACGCAACAUUUGUCACGCUUGCCCGUAACUCGGACAUUUGGGAGAUUGCCGACUCGAUCCGCCAGGUCGAGGACCGCUUCAACAAGCGCUACAACUACGAUUGGGUCUUCCUGAACGACGCACCUUUUGAUGAUGAAUUUAAAGCCAUCACUACUUCCCUCGUCUCGGGCAAGACACACUACGGUGAGAUUCCGAAGGAGCAUUGGUCGUUCCCUGAGUGGAUCGAUGAGGCAAAGGCCGCCAAGGUGCGCGAGGACAUGAAGGAAAGGAAGAUCAUCUACGGAGACUCUAUCAGCUACCGCCACAUGUGUCGCUUCGAGUCGGGCUUCUUCUUCCGCCAGCCGCUUAUGAUGAACUACGACUACUACUGGCGCGUUGAGCCCAGCGUCAAGCUCUUCUGUGACAUCCACUACGACCCCUUCCGCUACAUGAAGGAGAACAAAAAGAAGUACAGCUUCGUCCUGAGCUUGUACGAGUACGUCGAGACAAUCCCAACCCUUUGGGACAGCACCAAGAAGUUCAUGAAGAACCACCCGGAGCACAUUGUCGAAGGCAACACCUUGCAGUUCCUGAGUGACGAUGGCGGCGAGACCUACAACAAGUGCCACUUUUGGUCCAACUUUGAGAUUGGCGACCUGAACUGGCUACGCUCCAAGGCCUACAUUGACUACUUCGAGUCUCUUGACAAGGAUGGCGGUUUCUUCUACGAGCGCUGGGGAGAUGCUCCGGUUCACUCUAUUGCUGCUGGACUUAUGCUCAAGAAAGAGGAGCUUCAUUUUUUCAACGAUAUUGCCUACUGGCACGUCCCAUUCACGCACUGCCCCACUGGCGACAAACUCCGCCAAAAGCUCAAGUGCACAUGUAACCCCAAGGACAACUUUGACUGGAAGGGUUAUUCUUGUACUUCGCGUUUCUUCGAGGCCAAUGGAAUGGAGAAGCCUGAGGGUUGGGAGAAGGAGACUGACUAAAAAGGGUGGGUUUCUAAGACAGGCGCAGAUUAUAGCUUCGGCGUGGGGGUUGCUACGAUAGAUUUUGCUUGCAUUGAAUGGGUUGGCCGCUUAAACGGAUUUGUAAUGGCAUUUUUUGUUCUUUUUCUCGGGGAUACAGACCGGUCGAUUGAUCCAAAACCCAAUCUAAAAGCUCAAAGCUGAGCCAUGAGUGCUUGACGGCACUGGGACAUAAGGCGUAUUUGGAUGGAAGGCAGCUAUGCGUUGAUAUGGUUCGAGGGGUAAACAGACAAUUAAGGAGUUCGCCUAUUCAUUGCAGUUCCCAAAUGAGAAUCCAGU